This is a messenger RNA of Penicillium brevicompactum, 2040 nucleotides long. It is a transcript of the gene ccg9, whose product is annotated as putative trehalose synthase (Ccg-9). Gene Ontology annotation, molecular function: glycosyltransferase activity. The transcript has 7 exons. NCBI's taxonomy places the organism in Eukaryota, Fungi, Ascomycota, Eurotiomycetes, Eurotiales, Aspergillaceae. The record is from RefSeq and is a predicted model, not a curated record. The coding region runs from base 1 to 2040 and encodes 679 amino acids.
AUGCCCGAUGAAAGCCAGAAGUUUCAACGCCAUGCAUCAAUCACGCAACAGCGUCGACUGGCCCUUCAGUUCAAGCGCAAUGCCUGGCUAGGACCUCCAUCGGAUACAAUCUAUGGCGGAAUUUCCAGUAAUUUUGAAGAUCACCAUACUUCGACGAUAGCAAUUGCGCUACGCGACACCACGUAUUUGUUGGACUUCAUCGAGAAGCAGUUCGAGAACGGCCCAGCAUGUGCGAACGAAGCCACUAACUUCAUCCUUUCCGAGCUUGAACGAUAUUCCCAAGAACACAUGGAAAAGAUAGUUGGAGUGUCGAUGCACGAGAAUGUUGCAGACCACUGCCCGUCGCUUUGCUCCCGUCUCUGGGCAGAGCUCGAUAUCACUCCGCUGGUCAUGUCGGACGCAGCCCUAAUUGAUCGAAUGACUGUCGGUCAGCAACCAGGCGACAAUGAAUCUGUCCCUGAUGAAUGGGUAAAAACCAUUGACGAGCAGGCCGAAUCUAUGGCUCGAAAAGGUGUGAGGCUUUUUGGACCGGAGAACACACCCUUACUACAAGUGGGCUUCCUAGGCCUUGUAGAGGUCGACACGGCUUAUCAUGUUCGAAUUGCCGAUCUGAACGACUUCAAAAAAACCGUUUCCGAUCGCACGUGGUCAGCUGUGCAAUUUUACGCCGAUGAAAUCAAACGGCGCAAGGUCAAAGUUGCAUUCUUUAGCUCAACACCACAAGGGGGUGGAGUGGCUCUGAUGCGACAUGCUCUGUUACGAUUCUCUCAUGUCCUCGGAACGGACCUAAAAUGGUAUGUGCCGAAGCCACGCCCAGGCGUGUUUCAGGCAACCAAAACAAAUCACAAUAUCCUGCAAGGCGUUGCGCAUGAAGGUGAACGCUUAACAGAGGAGAAUAAGACUUUGCUCAAAGAAUGGAUCGAGGAAAAUGCUAGGAGAUACUGGACCCGUGCAGGUGGUCCUUUGCUUCCGCCUUCGAAGGGUGGUGCAGACGUGAUAGUUAUCGAUGACCCUCAGAUGCCAGGUAUAAUUCCUAUAUCCAAAGAGCUGGCUCCAGAUCGACCGAUCAUAUUCCGCAGCCAUAUUCAGAUCAGGAAGGAUCUGGUCGCAUCGCCUGGUUCUGCUCAGGCCGAGGCAUGGGAAUACCUGUGGAAUAACAUCCAACAUGCCGACUGCUUCAUUAGCCAUCCUGUUAGAGCAUUUGUGCCGGAUAAUGUUCCCCCAGAGAUAGUAGGCUAUAUGCCUGCGUCGACUGACUGGCUGGAUGGUCUCAAUAAAACCAUGCGAGAUUGGGACAUCGCGCACUACGGACGUAUAUUCAACGCAGCUUGUCGGAAUGCCGAAAUGCCAACCAUUCAAUUCCCCGGGGACACCUAUGUCAUCCAGAUUGCGCGAUUCGAUCCGUCAAAGGGCAUCUCAGACCACCGGAGGCAAUUCCCCCCCAAAUUGCUGAUCUGCGGACAUGGGUCCGUGGACGAUCCUGAUGGAGCCCGAAUUUACGACGAAGUGAUCGACUACUUGGAUAAUCAAGCCCACGACAUUCGCCAGCUGAUAUGCGUGAUGCGUCUACGACCCGUAGACCAAGUGCUCAAUGCUCUUCUCUCCAAAGCAACCAUAGCACUGCAGCUAUCUACAUUUGAAGGAUUUGAAAUCAAAGUUUCCGAGGCGAUCCACAAGGGUAAGCCGGUGAUCGCUACCCGAGCUGGUGGCAUCCCCCUGCAGAUCGAGAAUGGGAAAAAUGGGUUUCUGGUUGAUGUGGGCGACACCGAUGCAGUGGCGCAGCAUUUGUUCGAGCUAUGGACGGAUGAGGAAUUGUACAAUCGGAUGUCGACUUAUGGUAUCGAUCAUGUCAGUGAUGAGGUCAGUACUGUGGGCAAUGCGCUGGACUGGCUCUAUCUCGCUGCUAAGUUGUCACGCGGUGAACCUGUUCGGCCCAACGAACGGUGGAUCGAUGAUAUGGCUUUUGAAGAAGCUGGGAUCCCAGACAAGAAAGAUGAGCUGCGAUUGACGCGCGCGGUCCAAGUCGAGAGGAUGGGCUAG